Messenger RNA from Penicillium egyptiacum, 1023 nucleotides. The record is from the annotation of a GenBank genome assembly. NCBI's taxonomy places the organism in Eukaryota, Fungi, Ascomycota, Eurotiomycetes, Eurotiales, Aspergillaceae.
AUGCCCCGGACAAUAUUCCCAACCAGGCAUAUCCAUACCCUCAAAACACACAAUGGUCCGGUCAAUGCGGUAACCUUCUCAAGCUCCGGCGGCACCUACGUCCUCACCGGCUCCUCAGACCGAGCAAUCCACCUUUCGCGCGCAGUUCCAAACAACUCCAAUAGCCCGACGGUAGUCGAGACCACGACCCCUAUUCAAAAAUAUGAAGCGCAUGGCUACUCCGUCCUAGACAUCGCCGUCACAGCCGACAACGCGCGCUUCGCCAGCGUAGGAGGCGAUCGACAAGUCUUCCUCUGGGAUGUCGAGCAAGGCAUCACGACCAAACGAUGGACCGGUCAUAACAGCCGGGUCGAAGCCGUGCAGUUUGCCGGCGAUGGCGACUCCGUCGUAGUAACCGGUAGCGCAGACACAACAAUCAAUAUCUGGGAUACCCGCUCCUCAAGCUACAAACCCAUCCAAACCCUCACAGAAGCAACCGACACCGUCUCAUCACUACACGCGCAUAUGGGGAGCUACUCGAUCGCAAGCGGUAGCUACGACGGCCGCGCACGGAUCUACGACAUUCGCACCGGCAAGACGACCGUCGACGUCCUCGCACACCCUGUGACGAGCGUGCGUUGCUCAAGCGACGGGAACGCCCUGUUGGCUUCGACACUGGAUGGGUAUAUCCGGCUGCUGGACCGGAUGGAUGGCAAGGUGCUUAAUGCGUUUGGGGGGGAGAAGGGUGGAAUUGGGAAGCGGCAUUCGUAUCGGAAUUCGGAGCUGCGGGUGCGUUCUGUCUUCGCCAUGGGGGAUGCGGUUGUGCUGAGUGGGAGUGAGGAGGGGGCGGCUGGGGCGGCGGCGUUUGCUUGGGAUGUUGUUAAGGGGGAGGUUAUUGCUGCGGUGCCUGUUGGGGAGAAGGUUAAGGCUGUUAGUUGUGUGGCGUGGAAUGAGGGUGUGGGGGAUUGGGCGGCUGGGUGCUCUGAUGGUAAGUACUUGGUGUUCUUUGAGGUUUGGGAUACUUGUGCUGACUGUUGUUCUUAA